Messenger RNA from Aspergillus nidulans FGSC A4, 2313 nucleotides. RefSeq names its product 1,4-alpha-glucan branching enzyme GLC3. The transcript is spliced from 8 exons. Gene Ontology annotation, molecular function: cation binding; catalytic activity; 1,4-alpha-glucan branching enzyme activity. Gene Ontology annotation, cellular component: cytoplasm. The record is from RefSeq and is a predicted model, not a curated record. NCBI's taxonomy places the organism in Eukaryota, Fungi, Ascomycota, Eurotiomycetes, Eurotiales, Aspergillaceae. Bases 96 to 2150 code for a protein of 684 amino acids. Gene Ontology annotation, biological process: glycogen biosynthetic process; carbohydrate metabolic process.
UCAAUUCCUACUCUAUUUUGGCCCUGGAGUUUAUUCCUGACGCGACUCUCAACGCGUAUCGAGCCUGAGCCAGCUUAUCUCGUUGCUCAACGGCCAUGACUUCCACAGCUCCAUCUGACGGCACUGGUAUCAUCGAUCUUGAUCCGUGGUUAGAGCCUUUUCGGGAGGCUAUCAAGCGCCGAUUCGAUUAUGUUGAGAGCUGGAUCAAGACCGUUGAUGAGGUGGAGGGAGGUCUCGAUAAGUUCAGCAAGGGCUAUGAGAAAUUCGGCUUCAAUGUCAGCGAGACGGGCGACAUCACCUACAGGGAAUGGGCUCCAAACGCCAUAGAAGCGGCGCUGGUGGGUGACUUCAACAAUUGGGAUACCAAGGCGAAUCCAAUGACGAGAGACAACUUCGGUGUUUGGGAGAUUGCCCUUCCUGCGAAGAAUGGCACGCCGGUCAUACCGCAUGAUAGUAAGGUUAAGAUAACUAUGGUCACCCGCAGCGGAGAACGUAUAUAUCGUAUUCCCGCAUGGAUCAAGCGUGUUGUGCAAGAUCUGAAUGUAUCGCCUAUCUACGAAUCUGUCUUUUGGAACCCACCAAAGGCAGAGCGGUAUAACUUUCAGCAUGCGCGCCCUAAGAAACCCGAAAGCCUACGGAUCUAUGAAGCUCACGUCGGUAUCUCGUCCCCGGAUACCAGAGUAGCAACAUACAAGGAGUUCACAGCCAACAUGCUCCCUCGGAUUAAGUACCUAGGCUACAACGCAAUCCAGCUCAUGGCCAUUAUGGAACAUGCCUACUAUGCCAGCUUCGGGUACCAGGUUAACAAUUUCUUCGCAGCGAGUAGUCGCUACGGUAAGCCCGAGGAUCUGAAGGAACUGGUUGACACGGCACAUAGUAUGGGCUUGGUAGUUCUCCUCGACGUGGUGCACAGCCACGCAUCGAAGAACGUCGAUGACGGACUGAACAUGUUUGAUGGCAGUGACCAUUUAUAUUUCCAUUCCGGGUCAAAAGGUCAGCACGAGCUAUGGGACAGCCGACUGUUUAACUACGGAAACCAUGAAGUUCUGCGGUUCCUCCUUAGCAAUCUUCGCUUUUGGAUGGAGGAAUACGGCUUUGACGGUUUUCGAUUUGAUGGUGUCACCAGCAUGUUAUAUACCCAUCACGGUAUUGGGACUGGCUUUUCAGGCGGAUACCACGAAUACUUCGGUCCAGCAGUUGACGACGAUGGCGUUAUGUACCUAGCCCUAGCAAACGAAAUGCUGCACCGUCUUUACCCAGAUUGCAUAACCGUGGCAGAGGAUGUUUCGGGAAUGCCAGCGUUAUGCCUACCACACGGCCUUGGUGGAGUCGGAUUCGACUAUCGUCUCGCGAUGGCCAUUCCAGAUAUGUAUAUCAAGCUUCUAAAAGAGAAGUCAGACAACGAUUGGGACAUUGGCAAUCUCGCCUUCACGUUGACAAACCGACGCCAUGGCGAGAAGACCAUUGCAUACGCAGAAAGCCACGACCAAGCUCUCGUCGGCGACAAAUCUCUCAUGAUGUGGCUCUGCGAUAAAGAAAUGUACACACACAUGUCCGUCCUGACAGAGUUCACCCCCGUCAUCGAACGCGGCAUGGCACUCCACAAAAUGAUCCGGCUUGUCACACACGCCCUUGGUGGCGAAGGCUACCUCAAUUUCGAAGGUAACGAAUUCGGGCACCCCGAAUGGCUCGACUUUCCCCGCGCCGGCAACAACAACUCCUUCUGGUACGCACGUCGCCAACUAAACCUGACCGAAGAUCACCUUCUACGCUACAGAUUCCUUAACGAGUUCGACCGCGCCAUGCAGUUGACAGAAUCCAAGUACGGCUGGCUCCAUGCGCCCCAGGCUUAUAUUUCUCUCAAGCACGAAGGAGAUAAAGUGCUUGUCUUUGAGCGGGCGGAUUUGCUAUGGAUUUUCAAUUUCCAUCCUACGGAGAGUUUUACCGAUUAUAGGGUCGGUGUAGAACAAGCUGGGACUUAUCGGGUUGUGCUUGACACUGAUGACCAGGCGUUUGGGGGCUUGGGAAGGAUCGAUCAGGGGACUAGAUUCUUUACAACCGAUAUGGAAUGGAAUGGGAGGAGGAAUUACUUGCAGGUUUAUAUUCCGACUAGGACUGCUCUGGCCCUAGCAUUGGAAGAGACGCUGUAAUACUCCACUCCGGAGCUUUUACGUGCGAAUAUAUUCGCUAUUAAGAUACUCUUUCUCGAAAACUAACGCCAGACCAAACUAUAUAUCUAUAUGUACCGACCAUAUAUCCGUAUCCUAGCAUGUUGAGAUAGUUCAUAGCAUAAUUUAAUCUUUGUUAACCGCG